AUGAGAAAUCGUGCGUGGACCUUAUUCCAACGUGUUACCUGUAUGCGCUUCACAGUGUCAGGUCCCAUAUUAUUCUUAAUAAUAUUUGGUAUAUCUGGAUUCAUAUCAUGUACUUUAUAUAAUCCUCUCUUGGAAUUUCUGAUUGACAACUCCUAUGGUUUUUCAAAUGAUAUCGAAUCGGAGUAUACGAUCGCUGGUCUCGAAGCUACAACAACUUUUCAUAAAUUUGACAUGAGCAAACCAAAAAAUAAUGGACCUCGGGGAGCUCUGAAAAUCAUUGGCAAAGUUCCUCUGAUAGUAGGAUGGAAUAAAUUUCAUAAAAGACCACUAUCGUGGAUGUUUGACCGUUUGAAGUUGUGUGAAUAUAGAUGUGAUUAUUCUGAUGACCGCAGAAAUGCCAGCUUGGCUGAUGUUCUUAUAAUCCAUGGAGGAACUUUACACUCCUUGCCUCCAAAAAAAAAACAUCAAAAAAUUGUAUUCUUCAUGAGAGAAUCUCCAGGUCGGGAAUGGAAGGGCUUCUAUCGUCAUUGGCAUCAGGUUCCGAUGAAAUUUUUUGAUGUAACAAUGACUUAUCAUCGGCGAGCUAAUUAUUGGGAAAGAUAUUUUACAAUGGAUCCGAUAGAGAGUUCUGAAGACCCUCACUGGACCGAUUCUGAAGUUGAUGAAGCAAUCUCCAGAAAAACACAUGGAUCUUUUUUUUUGGCUUCUCAUUGUAAUGCUGGAUCAAAGAGAGAUCAAAUAGUUCGUCAACUUAACCAAUAUCAUGAAGUAUCAAUUUUUGGCAAGUGUGACGGAGCAAGUCCUUGUGACUUUGAUUGUGAGCAAGAAGUUGUCGAUACCACUCACUUCUAUCUCGCAUUGGAAAAUUCUGUGUGCACAGACUACAUUACAGAAAAAUUUUAUCGUUUUAAGCGAUUAAUUGUUCCAAUAACGUUCAAACGAGAAAUCGUAUCAGGAAUGGUUCCGGACGAUGCCUUCAUAGCUGUGGAUGACUUUUGUUCUUUGGAAGAAUUAGGAAAAUACUUGAACUGGUUAAUGGCAAACAAGAAGGAAUACAAAAGAUAUUUCAAUUGGUCAAAACUUUACCGUAACGAUUAUCGGAUGUCUGAUUCCAUUUGUGAUAUGUGCGAAGAUUUGGUGUUCAAUAGAUUGAAAACUACAAAGUAUAAUAAUUACCGGACAAUUUCUUCGUGGAUGCCACGUUCUCAAUGUAGUAAACGAUUCGGAGGGAAAAUGUUAGAAAACAGAUGCGCAAAUAUUACUGAACCCAGUAAAAAUCCCUUACUCAUUCACUAUUACUCUGCUAUGAAGAAAAAUUAA
Auanema sp. JU1783 is the source of this 1320-nucleotide messenger RNA. The record is from the annotation of a GenBank genome assembly. NCBI's taxonomy places the organism in Eukaryota, Metazoa, Nematoda, Chromadorea, Rhabditida, Rhabditidae.